GAUGCCGAACCACAGCAGAGAGUGUGUUGUGAAUGAAUGAAGCAAUGGCGUCCUGUCGAAGUCAAAACAGCAAACUGCUGCAGCCUAAGGCAUCAAGAACGUCAGCUGGCGGUAAUGUUGACAACAGCUUCAUCUCUCACUCUCGUCAGCACAAUCCUGCCGAUAAAUGUCAUUGAUUUUACACUCGGACAUUCUCACUAUCUCCACUCGCGAGCAUAGUUGCAAGUCUGAUUCCAGAGUAAAAGCGACGACAGCCCCAUCAGGAUGGCGCACGCAAACCUCGUCGAAGUGGACUCCCUGGAGGCUGUCCUCUUGGUUGACAAUGACCUCGACCCAAUGUCGACCAUCGCCCCCGAUACAGUCCAAGUCUCAGGCCUCAUGCGUACGCUAGCCACGCACUCCCCGCACGAGAUCUCGGACCGCGGGGAUGCGCACAAGGAGCUCCAGAUGGAAGAUAUCUGCUGUGCCGCGCAUGGAUUAUCCAUUCUCGUGACUGCUACUAAGAACGGAAAAAGUCAUACGAUGCUCUUCGACGCCGGACCCGAAGGUGGAGUCUGGGAGCGCAACGUAAAGCGACUCCGACAAGACUUAUCUUCCGUGGAGCUGGUACAGCUAUCGCAUUGGCAUCGAGACCACUCGGGGGGCCUGGUUCGAGCUAUCCAACUGAUCACGGAUGCUCGAAAAGCACAAAGCACUCCAGGCGAACUCAUCGUCGACCUGCACCCGCACCGCCCCGACUUCAGAGGCAUGGCAAUCGGAGACAAGAUCAUCUCUCUCCAGGCUGAUCCAACGUUCGAAGAAUUGCAGGCAGCGGGCGGGACCAUAGACAAACGAGCGGACGGGCAUACAGUUCUCGAUGACUAUUUCUUCAUCUCAGGCGAGGUUCCCCGGCGGACCUCAUAUGAGACUGGCCUGAGAGGUGGAAUGCGAUUCGAUCAAGAGGAGGAUGACUGGUUCUCCGAUGAGGUUAUUGCCGAUGAACGGUUCCUGAUGUGCAACCUCAAAGGGAAGGGAAUCGUCAUGUUCACCGCGUGCAGUCAUGCUGGAGUGGUCAACUGUGCACGACAUGCAGUUGAGAUGCUUGGUGAUUCUGUGCCUCUCCAUGCGGUUGUCGGGGGCUUUCAUCUCGCGACUAGCGACGCGACUCAGACCGAGAACACAGUCAAGGAUCUGAAGAAGCUCGAUCCAGCUGUUGUUUUGCCCGGACACUGUUCCGGAUGGAGGGCCAAGUUUGCGAUCGAGAGACUCAUGCCGGGCACGCUGGUUCCGUGCUCCGUAGGUAUGAGGAUUUCGUUCUAGCAGUAUGCA
Aspergillus saccharolyticus JOP 1030-1 is the source of this 1308-nucleotide messenger RNA. RefSeq names its product MBL fold metallo-hydrolase. The transcript has 4 exons. Bases 265 to 1299 code for a protein of 344 amino acids. Lineage: Eukaryota; Fungi; Ascomycota; Eurotiomycetes; Eurotiales; Aspergillaceae. Gene Ontology annotation, molecular function: transferase activity. The record is from RefSeq and is a predicted model, not a curated record.